AUGACAACCGCCGCAGCGUCCCAAGGCUCCGACUUCUCCCACACCUCCCCCUCGCGAGCUGCCCCAUCCCGGUCCUAUUCCACACGCUCCUCCCGCCCCCCUCCCGUACCCUCAGGCUCUGCUGGCGGCGCGGCUGGGCCACCUGCGUCCUCCAUUUCCAGCGCCAACGCCAGCGCCAACACCAACGCCAACUCGCACUCGUACUAUCACCACAGCAGCCACCAAGCAGCCCAGCAGCAGCAACAGCAACAGCCAGGAGUGCAGCAACAGCAGCAGCAGUACGCAACGACUUCGACAGCGGCCUCAUCGCAGCAGCAGCCGCAGGCCCGUCACCGUCGCCGCAGCUCGUCGUCGUCUCGCCCGACCCACGCCCACAGCCAGCCUGCGUCGUCACAAAAUGACUACGAAACCUCACAUCUAGCCGCAUCCCAGUCCAAGCGCAGCUCCAGCCGAGACCGCCCGCCGCUCUCUUCUAACAACAGAGCGGCCGACGCCUCUCGAUCCCAUCGACGGAGCACCAGCACCCGCUCCACGCAUACUCGUCAGGGCCACGCCGAAAUGCCUCCCUCCGCCGUCGCCAACAAUGGCAGCUCGGCCGCUGCGUCGCACCACACUUCCCAUGGCGGCGCCGACGCGACGCAUAAACAAUCCAGAUCGCGCACCACCAUCCCAACGCAGUCGGGCAAAUGGAUCUUGGGCAAGACCAUCGGCGCCGGCAGCAUGGGCAAGGUGAAGCUGGCUCGCAAAGAAGACGGGUCUGAACAGGUUGCUUGCAAGAUCAUCCCUCGCGGUUCUACUGAUGACGGCCAUCAGAGCCGGCAAGAGAAGGAGCGCGCCGAUCAGUCAAAGGAGAUCCGAACCGCUCGCGAGGCUGCCAUUGUCACCCUUCUCCAUCACCCCCACAUCUGCGGCAUGCGAGAUGUCGUUCGCACAAACUAUCAUUGGUAUAUGCUCUUCGAGUAUGUCAACGGCGGCCAGAUGCUCGACUACAUCAUUUCACAUGGCAAGCUCAAGGAGAAGCAAGCCCGCAAGUUUAGUCGUCAGAUUGCCAGUGCUCUGGACUACUGUCACCGAAACAGCAUCGUCCAUCGCGAUCUGAAAAUCGAAAACAUCCUCAUCAGUAAAACUGGUGACAUCAAGAUCAUUGAUUUCGGCCUCAGUAACCUGUUUUCUCCUCGCGGCCAUCUCAAGACCUUCUGCGGAAGUCUCUACUUUGCCGCCCCGGAGCUGCUACAAGCGAGGGCAUACACUGGUCCGGAAGUUGAUGUGUGGAGCUUUGGCAUCGUCCUCUACGUUCUCGUCUGUGGUAAGGUGCCUUUCGACGAUCAGAGCAUGCCUGCUCUUCAUGCGAAGAUCAAGAAGGGUCUUGUCGACUACCCGAGUUGGCUUUCAAAUGAAUGCAAACACCUAAUGUCCCGAAUGCUUGUCACAGAUCCCAAGCAACGAGCAACCAUGCAAGAGGUUAUGAACCACCCAUGGAUGCUCAAGGGAUUCAGCGGACCUCCAGAUAACUACCUUCCCGUCCGAGAGCCGCUCAAUGCCAACUUGGAGCCAGAAGUCAUCCACGCCAUGCAAGGCUUCAACUUUGGUUCUCCCGAGUCCAUCCGUACUCAACUUACAAAGGUUAUCGAAUCAGAGGAUUACCAGCAGGCUGUCAAGGCGUACCAACGUGAGAAGGAGCAGCCACAGCCCAGCAAAGACAGCGAGAAGAAGCGUGGAUUUGGCUUCGAUUUCUACAAGAGGAGAAACUCCAACAGCCGUGAUACUCUUAGUGGACCAAGCUCCGAAGCGCUGCAGAUAGGUGCUGACCCCCUGAACGCCUUCAAUCCCCUCACUUCCAUCUACUAUCUCGUCAAAGAGAAGCAAGACCGGGAGCAUGCGGAGAUGAGCCCGCCAGCAAGCACUUCUCGCGAAAAGGAAAAAGAAAAGGAGCGAGAACGGGAUAAGGAGCGAGAACGCGCAGAGCGUGAGCGCGAGAAAGAAAAAGAAAAGGAAAGAGAGCGUGAAAGGGAGAAAGAAAAAGAACGUGCAGAGCGUGAACGCGAACGCGAACGCGAGCGUGAGCGUGAAAAGCUUCCAGAGACUGUACCUGAUUUGGCACCUCCUCAAGCGGCUCAUACCAAUGCUGCAGCGUUUGAAAUGCCGGGUGAGAGGCCUACAGGCGGACGCACUCGACCCAGAGCUCGUACUCACGGAGAAGACGAUGCGCCAGACUUGGUGAAACAGCAACACAUACCUGUGCAGCCUGAAUCCAAGGCCGAUCAACUUCAGAAGAAGGAGGGCACUACUGCCAGCCUGCUCCGGCGCUUCAGCACUCGGAAACGCAGGGAGCCUGAUCGAUCAGCAGACAAGGAGAGAGACCGUUCCUACCCUCCCAUGGUACAUGUCCACUCACCACCCGAAGGAGCCCCUACAGCCCCUAGAAAGAGCUUCAGCAUCCGACGUGGACGGCGAGACCGUGACGAUCACGCCAAUAUUGCGCUGCCAUCUGGCGGCAGUCAACACAGCGAGCUGCUGAGCCCCCCAAUGUCUGCCGGUGGCAUUCGCGGAUCGCGAAAGUCGGGACUUGGACGGUCAACCAGCGUAAAUUCAGCGGACAUUCGCCGACGAGAUAAUGCCAUGUCAUCGAGAGAGCCACCAUUGACGAGCGGCUCGGACCAGUCUGUUACAAACGACCAGUCUUCUACUGUACAGAGGAGCCACACGCAUUCACAAUCAGUGGCAAUGAGGGCCAAAUCUCUAGGACACGCGCGUCGCGAGAGCGUUCAACAACGUCGUCUGCGAAGAGAAGCCGCCCAAGAGGCCAAUGUACCAGAAGAAACCGAUUUGGAACAGGAAGCCAGCGGCGUCUCCACUGACAGACUGGACAGCGCUGAAUUGGCGAAACCCGUAUACCUCAAGGGUCUUUUCAGCGUUUCCACCACCUCCGGCAAGACGGUUCCGACUAUUCGUGCCGACAUCCGGAGGGUGCUGAAACAACUAAACGUCGACUAUGUCGAAAUCCGAGGAGGCUUUAGCUGCAAGUAUACGCCUAGUAUCGACCUCAACAGGGUGCAUGAUACACCGAGCAGUCCGCCUGCCCAAAACCAAGGAGGUGGCCAUCGCCGCCGCUUUAGCUUUGGCGGCCUCAUGCGAGGCGAGGACCGUGAUCGCGACGACAUUCGCGAUAUGGAUCGAUCGCCCGUGACCCCAAGGACGCCUGGACGGCAGGACCGCGACCGCAAUCGAGACCGUGACCGCAGCUACUCCAACUCUGAAGAGUCGGUGGAUAGCAUCCCCCGAAGAAGUGGAGGAGUAUCGAGGCGCGUGCCUGGAGAGACGACGACGCAAGUGCAAAGCGAUCUGGGUGGUAGCAUGGUAAUGGAGUUUGAGAUCUUUAUCGUCAAGGUCCCACUCCUUUCCCUGCACGGCAUCCAGUUCAAAAGAAUGACUGGAAACACGUGGCAGUACAAGAACAUGGCGGAGCAAAUUCUCAAGGAGCUGAAACUCUAA
Molecule: messenger RNA, 3492 nt
Organism: Trichoderma gamsii
Lineage: Eukaryota; Fungi; Ascomycota; Sordariomycetes; Hypocreales; Hypocreaceae
Product: CAMK/CAMKL/KIN1 protein kinase
Exons: 3
Coding region: 1-3492 (1163 amino acids)
Biological process (GO): protein phosphorylation; intracellular signal transduction; microtubule cytoskeleton organization
Cellular component (GO): cytoplasm
Molecular function (GO): ATP binding; protein serine/threonine kinase activity; tau-protein kinase activity
Source: RefSeq, a predicted model, not a curated record